AUGGUUAGUUUGAAGCACUUUCCUCUGGAAAUUGAUAACGUCACAGAGAUCCAAGAUAUUACUGUCACUACAGUUUGUGUCUCCACUGAUGCUGGCUUCCAAUGUGAGUGUGAAGAGCAGUUUGCUUGGCCGUACAGCACCUGCAUCACAUAUGGAGCGUGUGACUCUAUAUCAGGUGGUAUCUGUACAUGCAUCAAAGGAUUCCCAGCUGAUGGCUCAUCCUGUCAGCUAAUAUCAGAGUUGCUUGUUCAGACUGAAUAUGAAAUUGAUGUGGAGCUGAAUGUAACAGAUGUUGCAACAGUGGAUUUCCUCAGAAUUCUUCUGAACAAUGGGAGCGCUUUUACUACAAACACUGUAGUGAAUGUCACACAGAUUGCCUUCACUACAGUUUGCUCUCCAAUCGGCGGUGGUUACCAGUGCAGAUGUGAGGAUCAGUAUCGUUGGUCAUGUGACCAGUGUCAAACAUAUGGAUCAUGUGACAACAUAACUGGAGACACUUGUGGAUGCAUUAAUGGCAUUCCUGCUGAUGGACAGUACUGCCAGUCUCUGGAUCAAUACAACUUUACAAAUUGCUCAGAUACCACAACAGCACCCCCACCAUUUGUUUAUCUCUACAUUCUUCAUGUUGAGCUGAACAGUACAGAUGUUGAAGCUGUUAGAGAACUGAGGAAAAUCAGCUACCCCAUCAGCAUCAACAGCUACAUAGAGAUCUCUGAUGUUAACAUCACUACCGUUUGCUCUCCAAUCGGCGGUGGUUACCAGUGCAGAUGUGAGGAUCAGUAUCGUUGGUCAUGUGACCAGUGUCAAACAUAUGGAUCAUGUGACAACAUAACUGGAGACACUUGUGGAUGCAUUAAUGGCAUUCCUGCUGAUGGACAGUACUGCCAGUCUCUGGAUCAAUAUAACUUUACAAAUUGCUCAGAUACCACAACAGCACCCCCACCAUUUGUUUAUCUCUACAUUCUUCAUGUUGAGCUGAACAGUACAGAUGUUGCAGCUGUUAUAGAACUGAGUAAAAUCAGCUACCCCAUCAGCAUCAACAGCUACAUAGAGAUCUCUGAUGUUAACAUCUCUACCGUUUGCUCUCCAAUCGGCGGUGGUUACCAGUGCAGAUGUGAGGAUCAGUAUCGUUGGUCAUGUGACCAGUGUCAAACAUAUGGGUCAUGUGACAACAUAACUGGAGACACUUGUGGAUGCAUUAAUGGCAUUCCUGCUGAUGGACAGUACUGCCAGUCUCUGGAUCAAUACAACUUUACAAAUUGCUCAGAUACCACAACAGCACCCCCACCAUUUGUUUAUCUCUACAUUCUUCAUGUUGAGCUGAACAGUACAGAUGUUGAAGCUGUUAGAGAACUGAGGAAAAUCAGCUACCCCAUCAGCAUCAACAGCAACAUAGAGAUCUCUGAUGUUAACAUCUCUACCGUUUGCUCUCCAAUCGGCGGUGGUUACCAGUGCAGAUGUGAGGAUCAGUAUCGUUGGUCAUGUGACCAGUGUCAAACAUAUGGAUCAUGUGACAACAUAACUGGAGACACUUGUGGAUGCAUUAAUGGCAUUCCUGCUGAUGGACAGUACUGCCAGUCUCUGGAUCAAUACAAGUCAACCACUCCUACACCUCCAAUUAAUACAACAUUCCAAGUUCCCACCAGGAACACUUCAAUAGCUUCAACAACAGCUGCAACAACUAAGCAUGUAACCCAUCAAUACAACCUGUUUAUUGAGCUGAAAACCACAGAUGAUGCAGCUGUAGGAAAGAUACGAAACCUCAGCUUCACCAUUAGCAUUAACAAUGACCUACAGAUCUCUGAUCUUAAGAUUUCUACAGUUUGUUUCCCCAAUAAUACAACCUACCAGUGCAGAUGUGAGGAUCAGUAUGCCUGGCCUUGUGACAUGUGCUCCACUUUUGGCGAAUGCAGCAACAUUCAGGACAAUACCUGUAGAUGCAUCAAUGCUCUUCCUCCAAAUGAUACUUAUUGCCAGCCACUGUCAGAACUUGAUACCUGUCGGAUGCAAACUACUAUUGGGACAACAACCAUUACACCUUUCGUUAACACUUCAACUUCAGAUUCUGCUACUACAGCCUCAACUUUUGGAACUUCAACACAAGCUGCCACUAAUGCUACAACAAAUACAACAGCUUUGACAGAUUCAACAACUGAGGCCUCAACUGGGUUUAACACAACAGCACCUACAACCCUAGUAACAGAUUCAUUGCCUGUUUUUACUAAUGCGACAACUACUACACCACAACCCAUGACGUCCUCAGUGACAAAUUCAACAACUGAGGCCACAACUGGGUUUAACACAACAACACCUACAACCUUAGUAACAGAUUCAUUGCCUGUUUUUACUAAUGCAACAACUACUACACCACAACCCAUGACGUCCUCAGUGACAAAUUCAACAACUGAGGCCACAACUUGGUUUAACACAACAACACCUACAACCUUAGUAACAGAUUCAUUGCCUGUUUUUACUAAUGCAACAACUGCUACACCACAACCCAUGACGUCCUCAGUGACAAAUUCAACAACUGAGGCCACAACUUGGUUUAACACAACAACACCUACAACCUUAGUAACAGAUUCAUUGCCUGUUUUUACUAAUGCAACAACUGCUACAACACAACCCAUGACGUCCUCAGUGACAAAUUCAACAACUGAGGCCACAACUGGGUUUAACACAACAACACCUACAACCUUAGUAACAGAUUCAUUGCCUGUUUUUACUAAUGCAACAACUGCUACACCACAACCCAUGACGUCCUCAGUGACAAAUUCAACAACUGAGGCCACAACUGGGUUUAACACAACAACACCUACAACCUUAGUAACAGAUUCAUUGCCUGUUUUUACUAAUGCAACAACUGCUACACCACAACCCAUGACGUCCUCAGUGACAAAUUCAACAACUGAGGCCACAACUGGGUUUAACACAACAACACCUACAACCUUAGUAACAGAUUCAACAACUGAGGCCACAACUUGGUUUAACACAACAACACCUACAACCUUAGUAACAGAUUCAUUGCCUGUUUUUACUAAUGCGACAACUACUACACCACAACCCAUGACGUCCUCAGUGACAAAUUCAACAACUGAGGCCACAACUGGGUUUAACACAACAACACCUACAACCUUAGUAACAGAUUCAUUGCCUGUUUUUACUAAUGCAACAACUGCUACACCACAACCCAUGACGUCCUCAGUGACAAAUUCAUUGCCUGUUUUUACUAAUGCGACAACUACUACACCACAACCCAUGACGUCCUCAGUGACAACUACAACUACAGAGAAAUCUACACCUGCACCUUCUACCAGUGCCUCAACAACUUCAAUCAGUGCCUCGACAGCUACAAGUAUGACCAGUGUCUCGACAACUACAACUACAGCCAGUCCCCAGACAACUCUGACUACAACCAGUGCCCCAUCUACCAAGACCACCACAACUACUACCAAUGCACCCAAACCUUCUACCUCCUCAACUAAAGGCACUACAGCUUUGGCUUCUACCACAAUAACUUCUGAAAGACCUGUUGAAGCAACUGACAUACCGAUGUCAGUCGAGCUAGACCUGGAAUUCAUCGAUAAGUACAACGAUAAAACCAGUCAGGAAUUCCGAGACCUUUCAUCAAGAAUUGCUGAAGCACUUGGGGAGCCGUAUACACGUCUGACUGGAUACAUUGGAGUUUCUGUGACAGAUCUUAGGCCAGGCAGUGUUAUUGCAGAUUUUACUGUGAAGAUGUCUGGACCAGUUGAUCUGACUGAAAUCACUGAGGCCAAUUCAAGGCUUGAUAAAGCAUUGGGGCCAAUUGCUCGUGUUCUUGCUACACCGACUGCAGAGUACAACACUUAA
Messenger RNA from Cyprinodon tularosa, 3852 nucleotides. Its product is annotated as mucin-2-like. The record is from RefSeq and is a predicted model, not a curated record. The transcript is spliced from 45 exons. The coding region runs from base 1 to 3852 and encodes 1283 amino acids. Lineage: Eukaryota; Metazoa; Chordata; Actinopteri; Cyprinodontiformes; Cyprinodontidae.